This is a messenger RNA of Plasmodium coatneyi, 1584 nucleotides long. Its product is annotated as Malate:quinone oxidoreductase. NCBI's taxonomy places the organism in Eukaryota, Apicomplexa, Aconoidasida, Haemosporida, Plasmodiidae. The coding region runs from base 1 to 1584 and encodes 527 amino acids. The transcript has a single exon. The record is from RefSeq and is a predicted model, not a curated record. Gene Ontology annotation, biological process: tricarboxylic acid cycle. Gene Ontology annotation, molecular function: (S)-2-hydroxy-acid oxidase activity; (S)-2-hydroxyglutarate dehydrogenase activity; L-malate dehydrogenase (quinone) activity. Gene Ontology annotation, cellular component: cytoplasm.
AUGCUGCGAGUGAAGAACGUACUCUGCAGGUACAGGAGUGGGAGGCGGUUUUCCGAUGCUCCCUGCAGUGCAGUUGGCCAAGUUGACAGGGUUAGAUGCGUGAGCACACUUAACCCAGUCGGUUCAGUUGGCCCAAUUAACCCAGUCAAUUACGUUGGUGGGCUUAAUGGGGCCGGGCGGGUACGCCGCAUGAGCAGCAGUGAAGAGUUAGCGGCAGACGUGUACGACACGGUGGUCAUAGGGGGGGGCGUGACUGGAACGGCGCUGCUCUUUCUCCUGUCAAAAUUUACCAGUCUGAAGAAGCUAGCCAUUAUAGAGAGGAGAAGCGACUUUGCUUUAGUUGCUUCACACGGAAAGAACAACAGUCAGACCAUCCACUGCGGGGAUAUAGAAACAAAUUACUCCUUCGAAAAGGCAAAGUUUAUAAAGCGCUAUGCGGAUCUGCUACGUAAUUAUUUGUGUCAUCUUCCAGCGGAAAAGAGAGAAGACAUUUCAAAUGUCACCCAAAAAAUGGUCCUCGGGGUGGGUGAAAAAGAAUGCAACUUCCUGGAAGAAAGGUAUCCCAUAUUUAGGAAACUUUUCAAAUCGAUGAAGCUUUACAACAAAAAUGACAUACAUAGUGUGGAGCCCAGAGUGGCUUUAAAAAAUGAAAAAACGCUUCGAGAGGAAACUUUGGCAGCAUUGUAUAUGCCACCAGAGUUAACCACCUGUGAUUAUCAGAAGCUCUCUCGAAGUUUCGUUGAAUCCGCCAGAACCAUGAACAACGUGGAUUCUAAAAAAAUUUCCAUCAACCUUAAUACGGAAGUUACAAACAUAGAAGAAGCAAACGACUCCUUAUACAUAAUACAUACGAAUAGGGGAAUCAUCAAGUCAAGGUUUGUCGUUGUUUGUGCCUGUGGUCAUUCCCUCAUGAUUGCCCAGAAAAUGAACUACGGGUUGGAAUACAGUUGUCUUCCCGUUGCAGGAAGCUUCUACUUUUCUGGUAAUAUACUUAAUGGGAAAGUGUAUACAAUACAAAAUCCAGCUCUUCCAUUUGCAGCCGUUCAUGGGGACCCCGAUAUUAUAGAAAAGGGGAAGACGCGCUUUGGACCUACUGCACUUCCGCUACCAUUACUAGAGAGAGAUAAUAUGAACACAUUACUAGACUUUCUAAAAGUAUGGAACCCGGACUUUAGUCUCUUCCAUGUCUACUUUAACCUUUUCAAAGAUCCUACCAUGCUAAAAUAUGUCUGUAGGAACUUCCUCUUUGAAAUCCCCAUCCUAAAUAAGUACCUAUUUCUAAAGGACGUCCGAAAAAUCAUUCCUUCCUUGACGACUAGAGAUCUGUCCUACUGUGUUGGUUAUGGGGGUGUCAGACCACAACUCAUAAAUAAGGUCAGCAAGAAACUUAUCCUUGGAGAGGGGAAAAUUGACUCGGGCAAGAAUAUCAUUUUUAACAUUACGCCCUCUCCAGGGGCCACCACCUGCUUGGGAAACGGGGAGUUCGAUAUGAACACCAUCUGUGAGCGUCUGAAUGCCACUGUGAAUAAGAGUGCCGUCAAGAAGUUCCUCUACCAGGGGGAAUACCCCGUCGAUUAUUUGUAG